Anopheles stephensi (Asian malaria mosquito) is the source of this 1370-nucleotide messenger RNA. Its product is annotated as aprataxin-like. Gene Ontology annotation, molecular function: double-stranded RNA binding; mismatched DNA binding; single-stranded DNA binding. Gene Ontology annotation, biological process: double-strand break repair; single strand break repair. Bases 304 to 876 code for a protein of 190 amino acids. The record is from RefSeq and is a predicted model, not a curated record. Gene Ontology annotation, cellular component: nucleus. NCBI's taxonomy places the organism in Eukaryota, Metazoa, Arthropoda, Insecta, Diptera, Culicidae. The transcript is spliced from 4 exons.
CUCAGUGACAGCACAUGAAAGCUGAAGAUUGUCAGUUUGGAACGGAGUUUGUUUUCAAAACAAACAAAGGAUUUCAUUUGUUUUCCUUCAAGUGUGCGGGAAUUAGAUAAAAAAAUAUUAUUAUUCCAUUUAUCUCUCUCGUGUGCUAGUUUGCGUCAAUCUAGCGAAAAAGAAACGUUGAUUCAGGAACGACGAGUUGAACGAUUUGAGUGCUGACCAAAGUUCGCUACUUCUGAACCACAUGGUCUAAGCAGACGAAGUCCAUGUUUUACCGAGCCAAAAAGCGAAGCACUGUUUGCGUAAAUGGCAAGUCAAGCUUGGAGCGAUGGGCUAAUUCAUGCAAUAAACAACAAAGGAAAGCAGUUGUUUGUUUCCGAUUUGGCCGUAGUCAUUAAGGAUAUAUAUCCAAAGGCGCUGCACCACUUCUUGGUACUUCCCUGGAAGGACAUCGAUUCUGUUUAUGAUCUUUCGCCGGUAGACGAUGCAUUGCUGCAGGAGAUGUACGAUCUUGGGCUAAAAGCAGUCGGCACAAGCGGAUUAACAGCCGAUCAGUUUGAUUACGGUUAUCAUAUGAAACCUUCCAUGAGACGCUUACAUUUGCAUGUCAUUUCGAAGGAUUACCAUUCGCGCUGUCUUUCCCACCGGUACCACUGGAAUGCAUUUAAUACGGAAUUUUUAAUCAAGCACGAAACUGUGGUAGAAAAACUGCGCGAACAGGGAAGUGUUGAGCGCCCUUCCUUGCAUUACAUUAUGCAGCUGCUCGAGACACCGUUGCGUUGCAACCAAUGCACGUUCACGCCGAAAACCUUUGCCGAACUUAAACUACACCUUAAACAACACGUGGAAUCUGAGAUCGACAGCGCUGCUGCCAGCUGAGAACGAUAAUGGAUACAGGCCCCAAACUUCUCAAACGCUGAUUUGAUGUUAGGCAUUCCGGUUCAGCUUUUCUGCAGAAUUCCCUUCGAGACCGGUACAUGAUUCUUGCUAGACUGAUUCGAGUGCUGGUGAGCGACUCAGGGUGGACAAUUACUGUGCAAUCGUUAUCUAAAAACUGAUAAUGGGUUUAUUCAUAAAGGGUUUGGGUCAUUUGGCCUCCUUGACUUCGAGAGAUCUGAAUUUCUUCGUCUAUCAGAGGAACAGUUCAACAGGUGCUUGACAAACUGGGCACGAGGAACAUCAGCACGAGGAACAAAGCUCGUGCUUAUUCUAGUAGAUAAAGACACGCAAGUAAACAGCGUAAAAUUUAUUUCCAGCAGACGAUUUUUCCGGAACACAUGAGGUGGGAAAGUUCAAAUUCAAUCCAAACUAAUGCAUAACAUGCAAUAAAAUCGCUAGUCACAUAUGCAUUAGCAAUAUUACUUUGAAAUGAA